UCAGAAGAAGAACAGCAGGCGAGGGACAACCCGCCUCGCUGUGGACUGUGGAGGAGGACUGUCAGCCCUCUGAAGACCAGCCACCCUGAGAGACCAGGCCCACCCACGGCAACUGAGGGGACAAAGUAGUUCCGUGUGAUGCUGCGAAACAGGCUGAUCCUCCUCACAAUGCCGUCCAGUUGGACCUGGCCCUCCGUCGUCGUCCUCCUCCUCCUUGUCCAAUCAUCUGUGUCCUCUCUUUCUGCUGAUAACACCACAGAGGACCUUCAGGAGGUGACUCUGGCAGCCAUCUUGCCUCUCACUAACACAGACUAUGCGUGGGCAUGGCCUCGUGUGGCGCCAGCACUGCACCAGGCAGUGCGGCAGGUAAACUCAAACCCCUGGCUGCUGCCAGGCAUAAACAUUCAUGGCAGCUCCGAGAACCGCGCCGGCUUCUGUUCAGACUCUAUGGCACCACUGGUCGCCGUUGAUCUGAAACUGUCCCAGGACCCAUGGGCUUUCAUCGGGCCUGGCUGUGACUACUCCUCUUCUCCUGUUGCCCGUUUCACCACCCACUGGGAGGUUCCAAUGAUAACAGCUGGUGCUCGUGCCAUUGGAUUCAAGCACUAUGCGGCAGUCACUAACACAGGUCCAACACACAAGAAGCUGGGUGAGUUUGGUGUCAGGAUCCAGGAGACAUUUGGCUGGCGGCGCCACGCCAUGCUCAUCUUCAGCGACAACAAGGACGCCAAUGACGACCGUCCGUGCUACUUUGCUGUGGAGGGGCUCUUUGAACUGCUAGAAAACAACAACAUCACCAUCCGAGACUAUGUCAUCGAGGCCGAGAACAUCAACUACAAGUCGGUGGUCCAGGACAUCCGAGAGAACGGCCGAGUGGUGUACCUGUGCUGUUCCUGGGACAUUUUGAGGACUCUGAUGGUCCAGUUCUGGAAGGAGGGGGUAGAGUUGGAGGAGUAUGUCUUCUUCUUCAUUGAUCUGUUUGCUGAGGGUCUGAGGGGACAAGGUCCUGUCAGACCAUGGUACAGAGGAGACCACAAUGACUAUGCUGCCCGCCAUGCCUUCAGAAGUGUGAAGGUGUUGACCUACCUGGAGCCUCAGAAUCCAGAAUAUCUUCAGUUUGUUGAAGGUCUUAAGAGAGACGCAAAGAAAAUGUUCAACUUCACCAUUGAAGACUCUCUGUACAACCUGAUCGCUGGAGGUUUCCACGACGGGGUGAUGCUGUAUGCUCAGGCUCUGAAUGAGACUCUGAGUGAGCAGAGAGGACCGGGACUAGGACAUGUCCAGAGGCCUAGACAGGAUGUGGUGACCAGGAGGAUGUGGAAUAGAACCUUCCCAGGCGUGAUGGGUGUCGUGGACAUGGACGAGCUCGGGGACAGACAGACAGACUUUGCCAUGUGGGACAUGACGGACGUUGACUCUGGAGAGUUUCAGGUCGUGUGUGUGUACAACAGCAGUAUGAAACAGCUGGUUAUGCGGAGUGGGCAGAGCUUCCAGUGGCCAGGUGGAUCUCCACCUGCAGACAUCCCAGAGUGUGGAUUGAAGAACGACAAGCCAGCCUGCCUUGCACGUACGGUCUCGAUGCAUCAGAUGGUUGCCAUAGUGAUCUGCUUUGUAUUUGUCAUCAUCGUUACUGUGACCAUCUUCAUCUACAGGAAGUUGAAGCUGGAGAGCGAGCUAGCAGCUCAGCUGUGGAGGGUUUUCUGGGACGACGUCCAGGUGAGCAACCUGGAUAAAGUGCUGAAGAGAACCUGCAGCCGACUUACCAUGUCUCUGAAAGGAUCCAACUAUGGCUCCCUGAUGACCAUGGAGGGAGACUUCCAGAUCUACACUAAGACUGGAUACUACAAGGGAAACCUGGCAGCCAUCAAAUAUAUCAACAAGAAGCGUAUUGAGUUGACCAGGAAGGUUCUUUUUGAACUGAAGCAUAUGCGUGAUGUUCAGAAUGAGCACCUUACCCGCUUCAUUGGUGCCUGCAUCGACCCGCCCAACAUGUGCAUCAUCACAGAGUACUGUCCCAGAGGAAGUCUCCAGGACCUGAUGGAGAGUGACAGCAUCACUCUGGACUGGAUGUUCAGAUACUCUCUCAUCACUGACAUCGUCAAGGGCAUGGCGUUCCUCCACAACAGCGUCAUCGUCUCCCAUGGCAACCUGAAGUCCUCGAACUGUAUAGUGGACAGUCGCUUUGUCGUGAAGAUCACAGACUAUGGGUUGGAGAGUCUCCGGACCAGCAGCUGCCUCGAGGACACGCAUGCUUGCUACGCACGUAAACUGUGGAUAGCUCCAGAGCUGCUCAGGUGCAACUGCCCACCCCCCCAGGGGACUCAGAGAGGAGACGUUUACAGCUUCGGGAUCAUCCUUCAGGAAGUGGCUCUGCUCAGGGGGGUUUUCUACCUGGACAAUCACAGCUUCACUCCUGAAGAAAUUGUCCAGGCUGUGAUUCAGGGUGGUGCCUCCCCCCUUCGUCCCUCCCUCUGCUUCCACAGUCACAGUGAGGAGCUCGGAGUCCUGAUGCAGCGCUGCUGGAGCGAAGAGCCGAGCGCAAGGCCCGACUUCAACGCCAUCAAGAUCCUGCUACAGAAGCAGCACAGAGGCUAUGGGUCGAACAUCCUGGACAACCUCCUGUCUCGUAUGGAGCAGUAUGCCAACAACCUGGAGGAGCUGGUGGAGGAGAGGACACAGGCUUACCAUGAGGAAAAACGCAAGGCCGAGGCUCUGCUCUACCAGAUACUACCACAUUCAGUAGCGGAGCAGUUGAAACGAGGUGAGACGGUUCAGGCUGAAGCUUUCGACUCUGUCACCAUCUACUUUAGCGAUAUUGUUGGCUUCACUGCCUUGUCUGCCGAGAGCACCCCUCUACAGGUUGUGACCUUGUUGAACGACCUCUACACCUGUUUUGAUGCCAUCAUCGACAACUUUGAUGUUUACAAGGUGGAGACCAUUGGUGACGCCUACAUGGUGGUGUCGGGUCUGCCGGUCAGGAACGGUAAACUCCACGGCAGGGAGGUGGCCCGCAUGUCGCUCGCUCUGCUCGAUGCCGUCAAGAGCUUCCGGAUCCGUCACCGACCCAACCAGCAGCUGCGGCUCCGCAUCGGCAUACACAGUGGUCCGGUGUGUGCAGGUGUGGUCGGGCUGAAGAUGCCCAGGUACUGUCUGUUUGGAGACACAGUCAACACAGCAUCCCGCAUGGAGUCCAACGGAGAAGCGCUGAAGAUUCACGUGUCCGAAGCGACUUGCCAAGUUCUGCGGGACUUCAGCUGCUUCUCGCUGCAGCUCAGAGGAGAGAUUGAGGUGAAGGGGAAAGGACGCAUGAGGACGUACUGGCUACUGGGAGAGGACAGCACCACCAACUGAGAGAACGACAACUGAGGGGGGAGAGACGGAUCGAUAAUGAGGCAGAGGAGGAAGGAAAAAUAAAAAGGAAAACAACAUUUCAGGACUUGAUCAAUUGUAUUUCAGUGCAUUUGUGACAGACCGAAUGACACCUGACUGAGUGCAUUUACAUGAACAUGAGUAUCGCGCAGUGACGUCCGGUGAGGUUGACAGCUGGUGAGGCACUGACUCUUUUAGUCAGAUUUACAAAUACAAAUGAACCAUUAAC
Molecule: messenger RNA, 3598 nt
Organism: Monopterus albus (swamp eel)
Lineage: Eukaryota; Metazoa; Chordata; Actinopteri; Synbranchiformes; Synbranchidae
Gene: npr1a
Product: natriuretic peptide receptor 1a
Biological process (GO): intracellular signal transduction; cGMP biosynthetic process; receptor guanylyl cyclase signaling pathway
Cellular component (GO): plasma membrane
Molecular function (GO): ATP binding; peptide receptor activity; protein kinase activity
Source: RefSeq, a predicted model, not a curated record